Molecule: messenger RNA, 1412 nt
Organism: Daucus carota subsp. sativus
Lineage: Eukaryota; Viridiplantae; Streptophyta; Magnoliopsida; Apiales; Apiaceae
Exons: 3
Coding region: 71-1201 (376 amino acids)
Cellular component (GO): cytoplasm
Molecular function (GO): mRNA binding
Source: RefSeq, a predicted model, not a curated record
GUCUUAACACCCAGAAUUAAGAAAUCAAGAAUCUAUCUCUAAACCCUUAAACCCUAACUUUUUGAUUUUUAUGAACAUGGGUGUUCUUAAAAUUCUGCGUUAUUAUAAUUUUCAAAGAUUUGAUAAGCUUCAUAAAAUUUUACAUUUCAAUGCUAUAGAUACACAUGAUGUAUCUCAUACUUUUUGCUCUUGUGUGUUUCAAAGACCAUUGUGUAGUUCAAGUCUGUUUCAGGCUCAAGAAAACAGUAAUAAAUCUUAUGAAUUGAAGAAGCCUUUAGGUGUUGUGUUUAAAGAAGCAGUUGGGUUGUGUGAAAAGCGUGAUGAGAGCGAAAAUGAGGAGGGUGAUGGUGAAAUUAAAGAAUUAAAGAAGAGGUUGAGAGAUUUGGAGAAUGUAAUUAAGGUUUUGAAUAAGAGUGAUUUAGGUGAGAGUGAAAUUGAUGCUGAAAGUAUGGUAAAAGUUAAGUUGGGUGGUGGUGUUUCGGAGGAUGAGACUCGUGUCAAGUUAUCGAAAUUGUUCAGUUAUGACAGUGAAAGGAAUUUAGGUAGAAAAACUGAGGGAAUUGAAAGGGUUGGUAAGGUUUCAGAAGAUGAUGUUAUAGUUGAGAAGUUAUCUGCAUUGUUUCCGCCAGAGCCGGUGAAAAAGGGUAGAACUAGAAAGGCUGAGACAGUUGUUUGCAAAGAGCUUCCGCCAGAUAUGAUUGUGUUUGCAAGGUAUUUGUUUGAAAAAGGUUAUUUCAAAAAUGCAAAUUUCUUGCCUAGGUACACGUUUGAUGCUACACGUUUUGAGGACAAUUACAGCCGUGCUUUUCUUACCUGCGCUGCUCAAAAGUUUGGCAAGGAUCAUCAGGAAAUUUCAAAGUGGAUAUCAGCCAGUGAUGUGAAAAAGGUUGCUCUCUUUGGUUGUCCAUCCCUCUCGAAGAAGCCCCUGAUGGCUGCCAAAGCAUUACGCAUCUUUUUCAGUAUUCCAGAAGAUACGGUUUGCAGUAAAUGUGUUCUAAAAGAAUCCUGUAAGUUUGUAAACCAGAGUAUAUGGAAAGGCCAAGGGAAGAAAUUGCAUAUGGAUUUGUCUGCAGUAAUGAGUGUUAUUACUUUAUAUGCCAUGGAAGAGGUUCAUCCGCAAUUGGUUAUCCCUGAUGAAAUCAAGACCGCUGUCCGUCGGUUACUGGAGGAGGUUAUGAAGCUAAGUCAAACUGUUUCCUAAAGAGUUACUAUUCAGUAUGCAAUAUUUUCUGCUCUUUUUAUUGAUUAUGUAGACAUCAAGUGAUUGUGAUUAUAGCAGGCUGAUUAUCUUUGAUUUCAGUUUCAAGGACACUUCUAUCUUGUAAUUAAUAGUUUAUCAGUAUUUUAUCUAUUAUAUUAUUUAUAUAUUUUUUAAGUGUAAUGUCAUGAUCAAUUUAAUUUAUCAUUCUUGA